AUGUUUGCACGGAGCUAUGGUUGGCGUACCUCGUUCCAAAGCGUGCGUGAACUGCAGAGCGCGGCGAAAAGGCGUAUGCGACCACCUAAUGCUCCAACUGUACUUGUGACGGCAAGCUCUGACUAUGGCUUACAGUGCGAUGCUGGACGCCCCUCUUGCAGCCAAUGUACCGACAGAGGUGUUGCAUGCAAAGGCUAUCCAACUACGUUGAACAUUCGCUUCGAAAACCCCGGGGCUAAACUGACUGGAGCCGUGCCUGGCUAUGAGGCCAAGCGUCCUAGAAACGCUAUUGCCAUCCGCAAUCGGCUUCCCGAGGCUGCGUUAGCUAUCCUCCCGCAGACAUGUAACACAGCGGCUCUCCGAUCUCAGCUGUAUGGUCAAUAUAUCGAGGAGUAUCUCCCCCAUUCGUCGGGGGUAUGGCCUGAACUCCAGACUGAUUUAGAAGUUCUACCUUCCACUUCAUGGCUGCACGCCGCGUCUUCUGUCCCGGCUUCCACUCCGCUUCUUCCCGAUGCCCUCGCCGCCCUGUCAUUGGCACAUCUGGCUCAAGGCGCGAAAAGGGCCGAGUUCCUCUAUCAAAGCCGCACAGCGUAUGUCCGAGCUCUUCAAGGGCUCAACAAGGUCCUUCAAAGGGAUGGUCAACAUCUACAAGAUGACACUUUGGCUGCGGUAAUGGCCUUGAGUAUUUACGAGGUAAGCAAUUUCAAGCAACCUUACUUUGUAGACUGGGCCGAUUUUCGAUCACAGAUGCAAAGUGGUUCACGCACACGGGCGCAAGGAUGGGUUUCACACAUCCGAGGGGCGCAAGCACUGGUACAGUUGCGAGGCCAACGAAACUUUUCCAAUUCUUUCAGCGAGAGGCUAUUCCUCGGUUCUAGGUUAACGGAGUUUAUUUCCGCUAUAGGAAAACGAAAAGCCAGCCCAGCAGCUCUCCUGUGGUCGACAGCUCACACACAAUUUGAAACACCUACCCAUAUCCAGCUUUUCGAGAUUUUGCACUCUUUGCCUGGAAUCAUGGAGUUAGCAGACAACAUCAACCCAUCUGAACUGGAAAAGUUGUCUCAGGCCAACCAAGGUAGAUACACCGCUCUUUUCGACGAGCUAGCCACCAAUGCACUCAAACUAGAUGAACAAUUGAAUGUGUGGUAUGCAAUAUUGAAAGCUCAGAAUCAACACCACCAUAGAGGUGAGCUAUACUGGAGAUCGCCUUCUACAUUAUACAGGCAGCUUCCGCCCAAAAGCCCCGUCAGAGACUUGCCGUUUGAAUUUUUCCAUUGUUUCCCGGACUCAGACAUCGCUCAACAAGUCGUCCUCUACUGGUCUGGCCGUCUCCUUCUUCAGAGCACUAUAUGGCUGGCGAAGGAACGUCUCCUUCGCGCUGGUUAUAGUGCUGCCUUCGGCACGCACCCUUCGUCAUCAACCUUGAGUCUCACAUCCGGCGCGACGGGGUUAGGACUAGAAGCUGCCCAUACACUGCCUCAGGCCCUGCCUCCAGAAGCGCUGUUGAUCACUCAGUCUCUCGAAUACUUUGUCCAUCCGGAUAUGGGCUUCUUGGGCACCAACUUUGUGGGGUUUCCCAUGGCAGUUGCCCAGGGAGCCCUUGGGCACUUCGAAGCACCUGAACUGGCAUGGUUUGAUGUUGUUUUUGAGCGGAUGCGUCAGAUGAAGUCUGGCUUGAGGGGAUUUCUCGAUGAGAUGGCACGCGGGACUGGAGAUGCACAGCUUAGAUUAUUAAGGGUCUAG
Molecule: messenger RNA, 1743 nt
Organism: Exophiala aquamarina CBS 119918
Lineage: Eukaryota; Fungi; Ascomycota; Eurotiomycetes; Chaetothyriales; Herpotrichiellaceae
Exons: 2
Coding region: 1-1743 (580 amino acids)
Source: RefSeq, a predicted model, not a curated record